ACCGUGGCGAGACAGGCCGCGGCCAGAUGUGGGGCGGAAGGACCGGCGCCUUGCUCCGGGUGUGGGGGCUGUGGCCCGCAGGGGUCCGCGGGCGGAGACCUCUAGGCUGCAAUGCUGCGUCUCUGGCCGGAAACAAUUCCCCCCAGUGUUGGAACUGCGGCGGCCCAGGGGUCCCCAAGCGGGGAGACGGGUUCUUCUGCCCACAGUGCCGCGCGCUGCAGCCACCUGACCUCACUCGAGAUUACUUCAGCCUCAUGGACUGCAACCGUGCCUUCGGAGUGGACACAGCGAAGCUCCAGAAUAGGUACCAGCAGCUACAGCGUCUUGUCCACCCUGAUUUCUUCAGCCAGAGGUCUCAGACUGAAAAAGACUUCUCAGAGAAGCAUGCGACCCUGGUGAACGAUGCCUAUAAGACCCUCCUGGCCCCGCUGAGCAGGGGACUAUACCUUCUAAAGCUCCAUGGAGUAGAGAUUCCCGAAGGGACAGAUUAUGCAAUGGACCAGCAAUUCCUCAUGGAAAUAAUGGAAAUCAAUGAAAAACUUGCAGAAGCUCAAAGUGAAGCUGCUAUGAAAGAGAUUGAAUCUAUUGUCAGAGCUAAACAGAAGGAAUUGAGUGACAAUGUGAGCAAAGCUUUUGAACAAGAUCUAGCUGAACCAUCUGUUGCUACUUGGUAGGAGAAGAUAUUUACUGGAUGACAUGAGCAGUCAGGCAUUUAAUGAGGAGCGUCUCUAUGGAAACAAAAAGAAAAACAAAGAUUAAUGGUGGGAGCAGACUAUAAAGCCAGUUUCUGAGUCCACAGGGUGGGCAGUCACUUAAGACUCUAAACUCUUAAGCAUCUUUACAUGGUGGUAUGAGGAUGCCAGUGACAAUCUGAUAGAUAUCUUAGUUUAUAGUUUGAAUGCCAGUAGUGAUGGCAUAGACAUCAAUGUCACAGUCAUGGCUACUUCCCAGAGCAGAGCAUGGAAGACACAGGAGUUCUGGUGGAUUUUCUGGGUAGCCCAAGUGGCAGCAAUGGUUGCCCACACGUGAUUUGUAGUGACAGGUUCUUUGAUGUUUAUAUCAAGUUGUCUGGCAUCAGCUUACAGGGCUUUUUCAGAUCCUGGAGGAAAGGGCAACCACAAGACAAGCUGAGUCCCAAUAAGGACCUGGGCAGUCAGGUUUUAGUUCUCAGUGAUGCCAAGUCAGGAGAGAAGGAGAAAAAUGGGAAACAGAAAUUUGGAGAGUUGUAGGCAAAUAUUGAAGGAAACUAGGAGGAUUAAGAAUUUGCUAAGGGCUAAAAAAAAAAAAAAGAAUUUGCUAAGG
Messenger RNA from Herpailurus yagouaroundi (jaguarundi), 1302 nucleotides. RefSeq names its product HscB mitochondrial iron-sulfur cluster cochaperone (gene HSCB). NCBI's taxonomy places the organism in Eukaryota, Metazoa, Chordata, Mammalia, Carnivora, Felidae. Gene Ontology annotation, cellular component: mitochondrion. Gene Ontology annotation, molecular function: protein-folding chaperone binding; ATPase activator activity. The record is from RefSeq and is a predicted model, not a curated record. The transcript is spliced from 6 exons. Gene Ontology annotation, biological process: protein complex oligomerization; [2Fe-2S] cluster assembly. Bases 27 to 674 code for a protein of 215 amino acids.